Molecule: messenger RNA, 1924 nt
Organism: Salmo salar (Atlantic salmon)
Lineage: Eukaryota; Metazoa; Chordata; Actinopteri; Salmoniformes; Salmonidae
Product: Homocysteine S-methyltransferase
Biological process (GO): S-methylmethionine cycle
Molecular function (GO): zinc ion binding; S-adenosylmethionine-homocysteine S-methyltransferase activity
Source: RefSeq, marked predicted
CAAAGAUAAAUGGCUGAGUGAGAUAGACUACCAGUAAGUGACCAUGGACAAAACGGAUAUUCUAAAACCUUUCAUGGAUGUUGGUCGGGGUCCACUUAUUAUUGAUGGUGGACUGGCAACAGAACUGGAAUCAACAGGUUGUAAAUUACAGGGAGAUCCUUUGUGGAGUGCAAGGCUGCUACAUACUAACCCACAGACUAUUAAAGAUGCUCAUUACAGGUUUCUGUGUGCUGGUGCUGAUGUGAUAACUACAGCCACAUACCAGGCUAGUGUUGAGGGCUUCACCAGGCACCUGGAUGUCACCCCUGAACAGGCCAACCAACUCAUCAUGUCAGGAGUGACCCUGGCCAGAGAGACUGUCAAACACUUUAUGGCUGACCAGCCUCCAUCAGAUCGCAGGGUGCCUCUGGUGGCAGGCUCUGUUGGCCCUUACGGGGCCUUUCUGCACAACGGCUCGGAGUACACUGGCGCUUACGCUGCGGAGAUGAGUGUUGAGGAACUGAAAGCCUGGCACCGCCCCCAGGUCCACUGUCUAGUUACAGCAGGGGUCGAUCUCAUUGCCAUGGAAACCAUCCCAAGCGUGAAGGAGGCAGAAGCUCUGGUGGAGCUGCUCAGAGAGUUUCCAGAUUCUAAAGCAUGGCUGGCCUUCUCCUGUAAGGAUGGCCAGUGUAUAUCUGACAGCAGUCGUUUCUCUGAGGCUGUCCUGCUGGCCAGUAGGUCCAGUCAGCUGGUGGCUGUAGGGGUGAAUUGCUGUCCUCCAGCCCUGGUCAAGCCCCUCCUAGACUCAGCCAGGACACAGAGGAGACCAGGGCUCGGCUGGGUGGUUUACCCCAACAGUGGAGAGGAGUGGGAUACAUACUCUGGGUGGAGAAAACCAGAGAAUAGAUUAUCUUCAAUAGCUGAAUUGAGUCUGGAGUGGAUGAAACAAGGGUCUGCACUUAUAGGAGGGUGUUGCCGCAUCAGUCCUGCUCACAUAGCGGAGCUACGAAGACAGAUACAUGGAAACAUGUCUGGGUCUGACGCUUCACAGCGGGGACAGGGAAGACCUUAAGACAGAUACAUGGAAACAUGUCCUACAUGGAAACAUGUCUGGGCCUCCGAUGCUUCACAGCGGGGACAGGGAAGACCUUAAGACAGAUACAUGUCUGGGCCUCCGAUGCUUCACAGCGGGGACAGGGAAGACCUUAAGACAGAUACAUGGAAACAUGUCUGGGUCUUUGACGCUUCACAGCGGAGACAGGGAAUGAGCUCUUAUUACUGCAACAGUAUGUAAUCACACAGUCAGAUUAUGCAAUUAAUAACUAUUUUAAAAUGACACCUUUUGAUAUGAGUUUAUAUAAAUGAUUUAUUAACCCUCAUACUAGCAACAUAUGUUAAAUAAAGAGCAUUUGGAUUGUAUUUACAUCCCUUGACUUUUUUUUAACGUUACAGCUUUAUUCUAAAAUUGAUUUUUUUAUAACAAUUGAUUACUUUUUCCACAUUUUGUUGUUACCACCUGAAUUUAAAAUAGAUUAAAUUGUCAUUCUUUGUUACUGUCCUACACACAAUACCACAUAUCAAAGUGGAAUUGUGUAUUUAAAAAAUAUAUAUAUAUAUAUAUAUAUUUAAAAAGCUGAAAUGUCUUGAGUCAAUAAGUAUUCAACCCCUUUGUUAUGGGAAGACUAAAUAUGUUGAGUAAUAACAAUGUGCUUAACGAGUAGCAUAAUAAGUUUCAUGGACUCUGUGUUCAAUAAUAAUGUUUAACAUGAUUUGUGAAUGACUUCCUCAUCUCUGUACCACACACAUACAAUUAUCUGUAAGGUCCCUCAGUGGACCAGUGAUUUAACCAUAAAGACCAAUGAGGUUUUCCAAUGCCUUGCAAAGAAGGGCACCUAUUGGUAGAUGGGUUAAAAAAAAUAAAAAAAAGACGCAGACAUUGAAUAUC